Passer domesticus (house sparrow) is the source of this 2276-nucleotide messenger RNA. RefSeq names its product RNA polymerase II elongation factor ELL2-like. Gene Ontology annotation, molecular function: cis-regulatory region sequence-specific DNA binding. The transcript has 7 exons. The coding region runs from base 113 to 1237 and encodes 374 amino acids. The record is from RefSeq and is a predicted model, not a curated record. NCBI's taxonomy places the organism in Eukaryota, Metazoa, Chordata, Aves, Passeriformes, Passeridae. Gene Ontology annotation, biological process: positive regulation of transcription elongation by RNA polymerase II; transcription elongation by RNA polymerase II; snRNA transcription by RNA polymerase II. Gene Ontology annotation, cellular component: transcription elongation factor complex.
GCACAAUGGAAGUGCACAGGAUAUCAAAUUGUAUAACUCACUUGGAGAUGAUGUGAGAAGAGCCAAAGCAAAUGCUUCAUGUCCUGCCCCUGGGAAAAAGAGAACAAAGGCCAUGAAGCCUGCAGAGAGUGAACAGAAUCCUUGCAGUGCUGUUUAUCGCCGGCCCUUCAGGAACAGGGUGAUUCAUUUGCUUGCUCUGAGGACUUACAAGAAGCCAGAGUUACUUGCUCGCUUGCAGAGAGAUGGAGUCAUGCAAAAGGACAAGGGCACCCUUGGGAAGAUCCUUCAGCAGGUAGCCAAGUGGAAUCCAAAGGAGAAUUCCUUCAGUCUGAAGAAACAUCUAUUUCACACCCUUCAGACUGAUUGGCCUGGCUACACUGACAUAGACAGACAGAAUUUGAAGUUAAUACUUUCUGGAAAAUCAGCUCCAUCUCAGAACACCACUAACACCAGCCAAGAGACAUCUCUGGGACCUUCUGAGAGAGACGAUCCAGCAAGACCUGCUCAGAAACGGCCUCUGGCUUCCGACUUGACCAGUCCUGUGGCGAGCAAGAAGAGGAGAAUUGGUCACUGGCCCAGUCAUGUCCAGGCAGCAGCUGGUGGCCUCUUUUCUUCCUUCCUUUUGUCUUCCACAUCUCUUUAUCCUUUGGACAUGUCUCCAAGUGUUGUCUUCGUUUCCCCCUGCACCCAUGUCGUACAACAAACAGAGAAAUUUCAUCUUUCUACCAUCCCAGCACCUGUCAGGGUGGAAAAGGAGAUCCCCAAUUCAAAUGGGAAAACAAAUGAACUGGGGAGGCUGAAGCAGUUGCAGCCCUUGGAUUUCGAUGAAGGAACAAGAACAGAUCCUUCCAUUGCCUCCACAUGCUCUGCAACAAGCAACCAAGCAGACUACUUGAGAAAAUAUGGAGCCAUUGUCUCCUUGGAGCAACGCCAGCGCUACAAGGAUGACUUCAAUGCAGCGUAUGAGGAAUAUCGGAAUUUAUAUUUUAAGAUUGACAAGACCAUCAAGAAAUUCAGACAAUUUCAGGAGCAAUGGAAGUCUCUGACUCCAGGCUCCAAAGCUUAUCAGGUAAAGAAGGAUAAAACCAUGAAGACUGUGCUUUUUCAUAUCAGUGUUUUGGAUUCCCUGGAGCUGCUCAGUAAGACAGAGGGAAACGGUGGAACUGGCAAAUAUGCUCAGACACUGCUUGGGCUGGGUCUGAUUUUGGCAAGACCCUGCCCAAAAGCCCCGGUUUGAGCUGUCUAUGAAGAAACAGUUGCCUAUGAGAGGUGUCCCAAUGAGAGUCUUAGAGCAUGGGCUGCUUCUGUUGCCUAUUGAGAGGCUUAAGUACAGAUCUUGGGUGAUGCUCGGAGAUGGUGAUUUGUUUUGCAAACUUCCCAGAAGAGUGGUGGCUCACAGAGAAGAAAAUCUCUAGAAUCAGACUGAGUGUACUUUUACUAUUUUACCAAAGUUUGCAUUUUAAGGUGGUAGUGAAACAUUCUGAUUGUUUUUUUUGGUUAUGGGUUUUUUUUCCCUUGAAGAUGCUGCAUCAUCGAAUCCUAGCAGAUUAUCAGCAGUUACAACAGGUACGUGUGACACCACACCUGCAGGGCCAUGGCAACUGCUGAGUCUGCCUCAGGGCUUUCUUAAAGCAAAGGACAUCAGAUUCUAAACUCUGCAGAAGUGUUUGCAUGCCCUGAUUUUCUUUUGCUUUCUCCUUCACAGGGUAGCCCCAGCUACUCUGAAAUGAGGAGCAGGUGCCAGUACCUCCACAAAAAGGUGGCCCAUAUUCAGAGCUGCAUUUCUGAAUUUGACCAGCAGUGAGUGGAGUACUGGCACCAGACAUCUGCUUCAGCCUGGUGAAAUCUGUGACAUCUGGAUUUUUUAUUUCAAUGAGAAGAUUAGGUUUUUAGGAUUAUUUAAGUUAGUACACAUUCAUAGGCUAUGUUAGCACUUUGGAGUAGAUUAUUUCUUAAAAAUGUAGGAUUAGUUCAAAGAAGUUUAGUAAGUUUAAGAAGUUGAAAGAUGAUAGUAUUGACUAUUAACAAUAAAGAAAUGUCACUAAUGGUAAUUCCUUCUCUCAUUGUUGCUUGUAUCAUAUUUGGAUUGGAUUUCUUCUGGUCACUUGUUUUCUUCAAGUCCUAACUUUGUUCACUGAAAUAAAUUGAUCAGUAGAGGGCACUACCUCUACUAUGAAGUUGUGCUCAUUUUAAGAAAAGAUUGUGGCAAAUGGACAUUCUUUAUGAUAUUAUAGAAUUCUUUAUGGUUCUUGUUAAUUCAAACUCCUUACCUAAAG